CUAUAGCAAGUAAAGAUAAAACAAAAGUUCAACAUAUUUCAAAAAUCAGAUCUGCAAUUCAAAAAGCUAAAAAAAUAACACCAGAAAAUUUUAAAAAAUCAGCUAAAAAGCUUUUUAAAUUUAAAAAUGAGUAUUCAGCACAGUUUUUACAAAUGGCUACAGAAAUUAGUAAUUUAGGACAAAUUUCUUUAAAAUCAACAGUAGUGUGCACUAAAAAAUUUUAUGAAUUUAUUACUGGAGAAGAACCAGAAAAAUGGAUUAAUAUACAUACACUAUCAAGAUGGAAUAAAGAAGUUGCAGCUCUUCAACUUGAUUCAAAUAAACCUAAAUCAUAUAAUAUUUCUAAUUAUGGUUAUGGUCUAUUAGUAGAUGAAAGCAAAAGAGGAGAAAGAAAAAUUUUAAUAGUUGCUACAUCUUUUUGGAAUAUUGAAACAAACUAUCCUAUGUUUAGUAUAUUAGGAGUUGAUGAUUUAAUACAUUGCAAUUCCAAUACUGUUGCCACUAGUGUUACAAAAAUUUGCAAUAAUAAUAACAUUGAUUUUAAAAGAUGUAUAUUUUGGUUAACAGACAAUACAUCAUAUAUGUCUUCAAAUAAAAAUGGUGCUGUUGUAAAAUUUAAUACUUUAAACCAAUCUACAUCUUUUAGAAUUCCAUGUGCACUACAUGCAACACAAAUUGCUUUAAUGAAUUUUGAAAAUAAUGCAUUUGGAAAAAUAGAUGGCCCUAAAGGAUCUUAUAAAGAACAUCCAUUUAAUCUUAUUAAUUUAGCUUUUAAAAUUCAUGAUGGACAUA
This is a messenger RNA of Ambispora leptoticha, 792 nucleotides long. The record is from the annotation of a GenBank genome assembly. NCBI's taxonomy places the organism in Eukaryota, Fungi, Glomeromycota, Glomeromycetes, Archaeosporales, Ambisporaceae.